Molecule: messenger RNA, 744 nt
Organism: Caenorhabditis remanei
Lineage: Eukaryota; Metazoa; Nematoda; Chromadorea; Rhabditida; Rhabditidae
Exons: 3
Coding region: 1-744 (247 amino acids)
Source: RefSeq, a predicted model, not a curated record
AUGGAUUGGGUAGAAAUUAAAACUGUCCGUCAGUUUCUGGAUACAAUUCUGUCAGGAAGAUGUGAAAUGUUAACAUUUUACGGUAUCGAGAUCAGUUGUGAGUUUUUGACAGAGUUGAUGGAUAAAAUAUCAUUGGAUAAGAGAAUAAUAAUCGAUGCUCAUAUUCCUUCGGAUUUUAGACAUCCUAAUGCUCUCAAAUUCUCUGGCUCACAAUAUAAAAACGGACGGUGGAUUACAUUGAAUGACCUGAAAUCGGUUAGAAACGUCCAUUAUGUAUAUUUAGCUAGCACUAUUUUCAACUGUAAUGAUAUCAACCAAUUCCUUCACUAUUGGACGAACUGUGAUGAGAAUAUGUUUGAAAACAUGGAAUUGCAGUUGGAUGAUAGUGUGGAAAUUGAUGUGGAUGUUCUGAAGAAUGAGUUGAUUACAUUGCAAAUUGUUGAUGAAACUGUUGAAGCGUGUUUCUAUAUAAAAGUCAAGAACCAUCACAAUCGCCGUUUUGUUUUAUGUCGCUUGAAAAUCUGUAAAAACAAGAGAGCCAAAUUCACAGUUCAAGAAGCGGAUGAUCAGCAAGCGAAUAAAUUCGAAAUACUCGAAUUACUUGAGAAGACGAAGAAUCUGGAAGAGAAGAACGAAGGUUCGGAGAUUUCGGAGGCGAGUAGAAGAAAGAUUGCAAUGGACAUCGAGGAAUUGAUGUGUCUUAUAAUCAAGAAAAACAAAAACAGAUACAUUUUCGAAUGUUGA